UCAUGUCAAGGAGACAGGCAUCGUGACUGAAGAAUGCACUGCUCACACAAAGUGUCCCCACAGCCAAGGACGCACACAGGUGCACCUGAUGUACGUGUGUGAUGCAGCGGUCCCUCUCUGUCCCAGACACUCCCCAGCCACCACUGCCGGUAUCAUGAGGAGUGUGUGCCCUUCCUCCCUCCGUCUGGUUGGCACCAGCAUGCAUGCGCAACGCCUCCUCUCCACUAACACGGCGUGCUCCUCCUUCACCAGGACAGGUGCAAGCAUGCGUGAUGUUGAGUGUGAGCCAGCUGCCAGACGGUGGAUGGAGGAGCAGAAGAACAACGUGAACCUGCUGCUGCUGCUGCAUGUGGCCACUCGACUCCACCACCACCACCACAACAACAACAGCCAUGGCGUCUCCUCAGGCAAAGUCCACCGUGGCAUGUGGAUUGUGUGCCCAGGGCAAGGCGGCCAUCGUAUGCGACAGCAGCAGUGUGUCGGGCCAACGGUGAUCAAGACCACACCCAUGAUCGAACACAAAACGGUUGCUGUCGAACAUCUUGCAGAGGUGUCGUCAGGCGAGCUGGCAGACAUUGCACGCGACGGACGGUUUCGAGCACACCUGAGAACGGGGAAUCGGCGCCCUCCGACAACCACCAAGAUGCUGUUGCCGACACUCUUCGGAAGCCAUCACCCCACCCCAGCACAGCAGCAGCUUCCCAUGCCUCUGGGCAUUGUGCCGUGUGAGCCUGCUCGCUGGCACCGCGCCGGUGAAGCCCUGCAGGCAUCAUCGCCAGCAUCGGCAAGGUCGGCGGAUACAAAGGCCCGCGAGGAAACGCACACAUCAAAAAGACACCACGCGACGCUGAGGACCCUGCCUGGUGUUCAAAUGGUGCAUGUUGAUGGUGCGUCGUGCCAUGUGGAAGUCAAGCACGAGACCUAUGCAACGGGGCCACGCAACAUAAUCAUCGCGCUGAAGGAUGCUGGGGUACGCGGCGGAGCUGGAACACGAAUCACCACCCACAGGAGCGAGAUCCGCUUCUGCCCCAUCACCUUCAUCGUGUGUGCCACCGUGUUUCUUCGUCGCGUCCAUCAUCGUGGCUGCGUGCGGCCGGACUCCUGGGAUGCGCGCAUGAUCGACGGCAUGUCGCAACGCAUAUCCUCAUUCUCACGCUGCUGGGCCUGAUCUCCUUCAUUUCCCGGUCGGCCGUUUCUCGUCUCCGCGGCGCAGUCCACCAUGCACGGCGCUGUCAACAUG
Messenger RNA from Salpingoeca rosetta, 1240 nucleotides. RefSeq lists its product as uncharacterized. The record is from RefSeq and is a predicted model, not a curated record. NCBI's taxonomy places the organism in Eukaryota, Choanoflagellata, Craspedida, Salpingoecidae. The transcript has 6 exons. Bases 89 to 1168 code for a protein of 359 amino acids.